AGUAUGAUUAGAGGCGUUUUAUCAUUUUAAGUGCGUGGGUUACACUUGCAUUACAGAAUAGUUUUAGUAAUUCGCCAUCAAUCGACAAUCACCAUACGACGAUCUGUUUGUAGACAUAAAUAUACGCUGGGAAAAGUGGAGGACUAUAAUAGUAAUACUCAGUAAUCAUUUCGAUGUGUUGCACACUUGUACGAUUAUGCUGGAAAUGAUAUCGACAAUUACAGUAAUGUUAAAAAUCGCUGAUAGAAUCGAAAAACAUCAAUACAAAAAUUGAAUACUUAUGAAAUUUAUUCAAACAAUUUGAUUCUAUUAAUAUGACUACCGAGAUGAAUGGAGACUUUAGCAUUAAUGAUAACCAGAUCAAAGUCCAAGCAGCAAAACCAGGGCAAACGAGUAAUGUAAAUUGCGAUAAAAUGACCAUAAAAACUUCCAGAGUUAAUGAAGACAAACCACUGUUAACUGGCACAGCUACAUUGUACAACCAAAAUGGAAGUAAUUUCCUUUCUCCAUCUCCUAGAACAUUACCUACUACAAACAUUUCUUGUAGUCCAAUGAGUGAAUCAUUGGGAAAAAAUGGCACUGAUGGUGGAUCAACAUCAGAUUAUAAUCCAUUGUUAAACCGACAAUUAGAAAAUCCAACAUCGAAUUUUGAUACCAUGAUACAUUUAUUAAAAGGAAAUAUUGGUACUGGAAUUUUAGCUAUGCCUGAUGCAUUCAGAAAUUCUGGAUGGCUUGUAGGUUUAGUAUGUACAGCACUUUUGGGAGCUGUUUGCACACAUUGUAUGCAUAUGUUGGUACGGUGCUCUCAUGAGUUGUGUAUAAGAACACAAAGACCAUCUCUUUCAUUUCCUAAUGUUGCAGAAAUGGCAUUUGAAUAUGGUCCACCCAAAUUACAGAAAUAUUCAUCUGCUGCGAGUAAAUUUAUUAAUACUUUCCUAGUUAUGACUCAACUUGGCUUUUGUUGUGUAUAUUUCUUGUUUGUAGCAACUAAUUUACAAGAGGUGAUAACUCAUUACUUUUCUAUUAAAAUGUCUGUUCAAUCAUAUUUGCUUAUACUAUUGGUUCCAAUGAUACUUUUGAAUUGUGUGAAGAGCCUAAAGUAUCUGACUCCGGCAUCAUUUUUAGCAACCAUAUUGACUGUAAUUGGAUUAGGAAUAACUUUUUUCUACUUACUUCAAGGACUUCCAAAAACAUUAAGUGUCAAAGCUUUUUCAUCUUGGCAACAGCUACCCCUUUAUUUUGGAACUGCAGUAUACGCAUUUGAGGGCAUUGGAAUGGUUUUACCAUUGGAAAAUAACAUGAAAAAUCCGGAAUCUUUUGGUGGAAUGACUGGUGUUUUAAAUACUGGAAUGGUCAUUGUAACAUGUUUAUAUACAUCAAUUGGAUUUUUUGGAUAUUUGCGAUAUGGAGAUGCUGUUAAAUUAGGAAGUAUUACAUUGAAUCUUCCUGCUGAAGAUUUGUUAGCUCAAUCUGUCCGGGCAGCAAUGGCAUUUUCAAUAUUCUUGUCUUAUGGUCUUCAAUUCUAUGUUCCAAUUGGUAUUAUAUGGCCUGCUUUAAAAGGAUAUUUUCACUCACAGUCUAGUCAACGUAAUGCUGAAUUGAGUAUCAGAGUGUUUCUCGUCACACUAACAUUUGCUUUAGCCGCUGCCAUUCCAAACCUAUCAGCAAUAAUUUCAUUAGUGGGAUCAUUUAGCAGCUCUGCACUAGCUUUGAUCUUUCCACCUAUUAUAGAAAUCAUGACAUUCUGGGAUCAUUGCUCUGGUAAAGAGUUUACACUGAUGUUAAUUAAAGAUAUUAUUAUUAUUAUAAUCGGUUUUCUUGGAUUUGGUUUUGGAUCGUAUGCUAGUUUAUGGAAUAUUAUUGAACCCAUAAGCAGUUAAUUUAGCAUUUCGUACAAAAUGCUUCAAGUAUCCACCAGUAUUUCAAUUAUUGAUCUUAAUAAUUUAUUGUCUUCCUAUAUUAAUUAUAGUUUUAUUUUUAUUAAUUAUACAAAGUAGAUAAUUGUGUUUAACUACUAAAUACUUUAAGUAUUUGUUUAAUAGUCCAAAAAAAAGAAUCAUUAUUUUCAAAUUUUUUUAUUUGAAAUAACAAUUACAUAAUAUUUAACUUAUUUUUAUGCUAAAUUAUUUAUCAUUAAUGUUUGCUGGUAUCAAAAUGUAUUUUAAAUGGUAUUAAUUAUCAUCUACUAUUAUAUUUUUAAAACGUAUUUUAAAUGUAAGACUUAUGAAAACGUAUCAACGAUUGAGUUCAUUGAUACAUCUUCAGUUCUUAAAAUUGUAUACUUCUUUUUUUUUUUGCCUGUUUGAUUUUAAUUAAACUAUUAAACUAUUAUAACUAAAUGUUUUACCCUAAACAAUAUAAUCUCACUUUUUUUUUUAACCACCUACGAUUAUGUGAUUAUUAAUUUUAAUAGUUAUAGUUAAAUGUUGGAUUUUUUAAGACUAGGAAAAAAGUCAUAAGAUAUACAUUCCUAUGUAACCAAAUAUUUGUUGCUUGAUAAUUAUACAUUUUAAUUAAUAAUAUUAUAACUGAUUUUUGUAUUAUUGUAUUUGAGAAUAAUAAAAAUAAAUAUGAUGACAUUUUAAUUAUAAAUACAGUAGAUUAUUAAAAACAAAAAGAACAAAUAAAAUAUUUAGAGAAUAUAAAUUUAACUAAUGUAAUGAAUAUUUUGAAAUAUUAAGUUCAAUAAAUUGAAGAUUACUGUAUUCAAAUCUUUAGUAAAUUAAUAUAUAUUAAAUAAAAUAAGUGGAUUUGUAAUAAAAUUAAAAUAAUAUUUCAUAUUAUAUUAAUUUAUUUGUUGUUAUUUUCAAUAUUAUAGUGUUUAAUUCAUUAUAUUAUAUAUCUUCGUUACUCUGUCCUAAGCUUUAAAUGUUUACUAUAACAAUACUAGCAUAGCAUAUUUCUUUUAUAAUUUAUAUUAAAUACUUUCAUUAUUAUUAUAUUAUAUAAUAUACAAAUUAUACAUAUAUGUUAUAUAGUUUAUAUUUAAGACUUACAAAAAUAUUAUUAUCAUUAAUAUAUUAUUAAACUAUGUUCAAGACAAUUUUGUCUUUCGUGUUAAUUGUAUUAUUGGAUUAUAAGAAAAUCAUGACAAUAAAUUUGCAACUAAGAUU
Messenger RNA from Aphis gossypii (cotton aphid), 3113 nucleotides. Its product is annotated as proton-coupled amino acid transporter-like protein CG1139. Lineage: Eukaryota; Metazoa; Arthropoda; Insecta; Hemiptera; Aphididae. Gene Ontology annotation, cellular component: vacuolar membrane. Gene Ontology annotation, biological process: amino acid transmembrane transport. The transcript is spliced from 11 exons. The record is from RefSeq and is a predicted model, not a curated record. The coding region runs from base 315 to 1880 and encodes 521 amino acids. Gene Ontology annotation, molecular function: amino acid transmembrane transporter activity.